AUGAUCACAACACUAACAAAAUCCAUCACCGCCCUCUCCACAUCAUUCCCCGGUACAAUCACGGAUUCAUCAAGCGACACAUCAAUGACAUCGCUCGGGUCAAGUUCAUCCGCUAUGGCUGCAACCAUAUCAAACAUCGUGUUUUUCCCCAUAAAGUCCGCUUUCAAUCAUAUACCAUCGAUGGAAAGAGAACAAAAAGCGGAAUCACCAAGAGUUAUAACGAGAUAUGAUCUUUUGAAGGCUGCUGAAGAAAAUGAAAGACAGGCAAGGAUAAGGUCUGCUAGAAAAUCUUCCGGAAGAAGAAGCAGAAGAAGACAUUCAAUGAAAAAAACCGUUUCCUUUGAUACGGAAACAAUAAUAGCAUAA
Molecule: messenger RNA, 366 nt
Organism: Naumovozyma castellii
Lineage: Eukaryota; Fungi; Ascomycota; Saccharomycetes; Saccharomycetales; Saccharomycetaceae
Exons: 1
Coding region: 1-366 (121 amino acids)
Source: RefSeq, a predicted model, not a curated record